This is a messenger RNA of Linum trigynum, 2493 nucleotides long. Lineage: Eukaryota; Viridiplantae; Streptophyta; Magnoliopsida; Malpighiales; Linaceae. The record is from the annotation of a GenBank genome assembly.
AUGGCGACGGCGGGGGUGAUAGUAGGAAUGCUGGUGGCGGCGGCGGCGGCGGCGGCGGUGAUGAUGGUGGGAAUAGGUGCGGCGGUGGACGUCGACGACGUCGGAGUACAUCAUCAUUCAAGAGACAUAGGCAAUUCUGCCAACUAUACUUCAACUGCGGCUAUUGAUCAGGCGAAGAAUGGUGGCGGAGUGAGUUAUGAUGGAAGGUCUGUAAUCAUCAACGGCCACCAUCGAAUCCUUUUCUCCGGCUCCAUCCAUUACCCUCGCAGCACUCCUCAGAUGUGGCCAUCGUUGAUCUCAAAGGCAAAAGAGGGAGGGUUGGACGUUAUACAGACGUACGUAUUCUGGAACUUGCAUGAACCUCAACAAGGACAGUUCGAUUUCAGUGGAAGAGCAGACAUAGUGAGAUUCAUCAAGGAAAUCCACGCUCAGGGACUCUACGUCACUCUCCGAAUCGGACCUUUCAUCGAAUCCGAAUGGACUUAUGGGGGACUGCCCUUUUGGUUGCACGACGUUCCUGGCAUUGUCUUCCGUUCAGAUAACCGACCAUUCAAGGAUCACAUGCAAAAGUUCGCGGCCAAAAUAGUCAGCAUGAUGAAAUCGGAGAAUCUGUACGCUUCACAAGGCGGCCCCAUCAUACUAUCACAGAUUGAGAACGAGUACCAGACGAUAGAAUCGGAUUUCGGUGACAAGGGACCUGCAUAUGUUCGUUGGGCUGCAGCCAUGGCGGUACGACUUCAAACUGGCGUUCCCUGGCUUAUGUGCAAGCAGGAAGAUGCACCGGAUCCUGUGAUUAACACAUGCAAUGGAUAUAGAUGUGGACAGACAUUCAAAGGACCUAACUCCCCAAAUAAGCCAUCCAUGUGGACCGAAAACUGGACAAGUUUCUUGCAAGUAUACGGCAAUGAAACGAAAAAAAGAUCAGCCCAAGAUAUCGCGUUUCAUGUUGCCCUAUUCAUAGCCAAGAAUGGAAGUUAUGUAAACUAUUACAUGUACCAUGGAGGAACAAAUUUUGGAAGAACUGCUGCUGCUUUUGUAACGACGAGUUACUAUGAUCAAGCACCUAUAGAUGAAUACGGUUUAAUCAGACAGCCGAAAUGGGGUCAUCUUAAGGAAUUACAUGCCACAAUAAAAUCCUGCUCCCAGACUUUGCUUACUGGGGUGCAACAAACAUUUUCUUUGGGACAGCAUCAGAAAGCUUAUGUCUUUCAAGGGAAGUCAAAGGAAUGUACCGCCUUUCUAGUCAACAAGAACAGGACACAUGCAGCCAGAGUCAAGUUCCAGAAUACUUCAUACAUACUGCCCCGAUGGUCAGUAAGCAUUUUACCAGACUGCAAGUCUGUGGCUUUUAACACAGCAAAGCUACGUGUACAACGUAACACACGAUCAAUGAUAUUGAGCCAAAAGCUAAACUCAACUGAUAAGUGGAAAGAGUAUAAAGAAACCAUCCCUGAGUUUGACAAUACUUCUAUUAGAGCAGACACAUUGUUGGACCACCUGAAUAUGACAAAAGACACCUCUGAUUAUCUAUGGUACACAUUCAGGUCCUCACUAAAUACAUCAAAUGCUCGAUCCAUGCUUAAUGUCCAUUCACAUGGACAUGUGUUGUAUGCAUACGUCAAUGGUGUACAUCAAGGGUCUGCUCAUGGAAGUCAUGGGAACAGAACUUUCACUCUCGAGAAACCAGUUAUCCUACACAAAGGAUCAAACAACAUUGCAUUACUUAGUGCAACGGUUGGAUUUCCGGAUUCAGGAGCAUUUCUUGAGCGUAAAGUUGCUGGGAUACGUAAAGUCAGCAUUCAACACAAUGAUUUCACCAACUACCUAUGGGGGUAUCAGGUUGGUUUGCUAGGAGAGAAGCUAGAGAUCUACACAGACAACGGCUUAAAUAGAAUUCAAUGGAAAAAGUUUGGGAGUUCCUCUCGCCGUCCACUUACAUGGUACAAGACAAGUUUCGAUGCACCAGAAGGCAGCGAUCCAGUUGUCUUGAACCUAGGCUCCAUGGGGAAAGGUCAAGCUUGGGUUAAUGGACAGGGAAUAGGCAGAUACUGGAUGUCGUUUCAUACACCCAAAGCACGUCCUUCACAAACUAGGUACCACAUCCCUCGGUCUUUCUUGAAACCAACAGGGAACCUUUUAGUAUUGCUGGAAGAAGAAAUGGGGUACCCCACUGGGAUUACAGUAAAUACGGUUUCAAUCACCAAAGUGUGCCAUUAUGUUUCUGAAUCACACGCAUCUGCAGCUCAGAUUAGCUGUCCUCAAAACCAGAAAAUUUCCCAAAUACUAUUUGCAAGCUUUGGAACGCCUUUGGGUGAUUGCAAAAGUUAUACAAUUGGCAACUGCCACUCACCGAAUUCUAGAGCUAUCAUAGAGAAGGCUUGCCUAGGAAGGGAGGACUGCAAUAUAAACCUUUCCAAACAUAUUUUUGGUGGUGAUCCAUGUCCAGGAAUCACAAAAUCUCUGCUGGUCGAUGCCAGAUGCUCAAGACAUUGA